Saitoella complicata NRRL Y-17804 is the source of this 680-nucleotide messenger RNA. RefSeq lists its product as uncharacterized. The transcript has a single exon. Bases 181 to 576 code for a protein of 131 amino acids. The record is from RefSeq and is a predicted model, not a curated record. Lineage: Eukaryota; Fungi; Ascomycota; Saitoellomycetes; Saitoellales; Saitoellaceae.
CCAAAGUGGGGAUGGUAUCUUGUGACAUCGCCAUCACCGAGCCGAGCACGCAACGAUCAGCUGCCCAGAGCCCCCCUCCCUCCGCCGCCCUUCCCUAUAAAUACCCCCCGUUGAUCCUCCGCUGUAUCUUGCCCAUCAUCCGAUUACCCCCAAUAAACCAAACAACCCACCGCACUUGACAUGGCUCGCUCUCACUCCUUCAACUCCAUCCACUCCAUCCAGACGCACUCCUCCGCUGGGUCGCCUCCCACCAACUCUCCCAUUCCCAAGCAGGAAAUUUCCGACCGUCAAUUCGGUGCAAAGAGUGGUUUCAUCGACCAGGCUCCCAACAAGAUCAAGAAGGAAGGCGGCGGUCGAGGGAACUGGGUAUGUAUUUCCCUACUUCUACCAUGCCGUCCGUCGUUUAUGACUUGCGCGGGCAGGGUCGCGAUGAUGACUACACCCACCAAAUCCCCCCUUACCUUCGCCGCCGCUCUUCUUCCAACGUCCAGCGUCCCGAGCUCCAGGACGAGUUCAGGACCAAGUUCGAGGAGGUUGAGGACAUUCCCGAUGUCCCCGAGGAGAUGUGAAUCAUAGACCAUAGAACACCCGUUAAUGUACGAUAGGAGCAUAUGUGGCAUGGCAGGCAGGGCAGAAGGACGGUAGGACGUGGAGUAUUGGCUUUGCUUAAGGAACCCUGG